Fulvia fulva is the source of this 2472-nucleotide messenger RNA. RefSeq lists its product as uncharacterized. Gene Ontology annotation, molecular function: protein binding. NCBI's taxonomy places the organism in Eukaryota, Fungi, Ascomycota, Dothideomycetes, Mycosphaerellales, Mycosphaerellaceae. The coding region runs from base 1 to 2472 and encodes 823 amino acids. The record is from RefSeq and is a predicted model, not a curated record. The transcript has 2 exons.
AUGUAUGCUCCUCAGGGUCGAGCAGGUGAGCUGCCUGCGCAAGAGCGCGAACCUGGCCGAGACGUGGCAGGGCCGGAGAAUGGAGCGAGACCGAAGGCAUCCGUGGCGACGCGCAAGAAGUUCCCAGCGAAGACAUUAGGACCCGGUCAGAGCAUCUUCCACGAUUACAAGUGGGAGCCUCCGAAGCAGAGUGAUGGCGAAGGCGCAAAGAUAGCUCGAGGCCGGAAACCGUACGAAUGGACGCCGGAGCGAUCGAGACAGCUCAUCAAGCUCAUCAUACAUACUGACUUGCCUUUCGACGAUGUUACCAAGAUCAUGCGUGAUGCAGAUGGCGAAGGUCCCUCCGAGAGUACGUGUCGUAACCACUGGCAUGAUAUCUUCGGUUAUAGGCCUGAUGAAGCCCGCCUGAAGAACCCAGAGGGUCGCGAGGUCCGUCGGAGUAAACUUCUGCGAGCGUUCCACAGAGACACCGGUACUGCUUCGCCAGACACGAAUCGAACCGAGCCCGACCUUGUUCGCGAUGGCCCCAUCGAUGCUGAUUCCAGCCCUGCCGCCUCGAGUAAUUCAUCUGCACAGUACCCGAACAGCAUGACAGAGGGAGACAACAACGUCGCGAUCAGUCAAGUCGAGGACGAUAUGAACUACAGUUUCUUGUAUAAUCCAGCAUUAACUCUGACACCACCUGAAGAACAGGAUUUCCGUAAUGUUCAGUACGGCUUCCCAUCAACAUCACAUACACGGUUGCCAUCAGUCGUGGAAGAAGGACCAGCAGUAGCCCCUGACACUAAGCGCGAACAAUCUUCACCAGCAAACACAUCUACCCCAACACCGGACUCGACGGUAUCUCAGAUCGAACAGAAGCAGGACCUUCCACCAGGUUUCAUCAACUGGUUUAGAAGAACGUCAAUCGGCAGCAGCUUCUUCACAGAGGGCAGGCACCAGUCUGUAGCUGGAAGUCUUGCUACUUCGAGACGGCGUAGCUAUCAGCCUAAUCGAAGCUCUAUCGCUACCAUCAGCCAGCCCCUGUCGUCGAAUGCGAUCCUCAACAUUCUUGAGAACUCAGACUCCACGACCACGAUCCAAGCUGGCCACAUCGAGAAGCUGAUCGAUCGUGGAGCUGACAUAAAUGCUUGCAAUGCCAAGGGCGAGACACCACUACAUCUUGCGAUGCGGCUUGGUAAUAUCGUUGUGUUCUCAGCCUUGCUGGCUCGCGGAGCUAAUCCCAACGCGCGCACGAAAACAGGCGAGAGCAUCUGGACGUAUGGCCGGAACGCUUCCAAACAAACUCUCGACCCCAACAAACAGUAUGUCGACAAAGAUCAGCAACGUCUCGAUACCAUGAUAUGCGCGCAUAUCGAGUUCCUCAAAGCGACUAGCCAGUUCAAUCGUGAUCUUAUCACCGAAAGUAAAGGCAAGAAGGGGAGCAAGUACAGUUCAUCCUUAAGUGCGGAUCAGAACAAGGAUAGCAAACGGCGGCGGAGCUCAGCCACCUCUUCUAACUCUUCGGCUCCUCCCGUCUUGCCAUGGAGCAUGACAGCAUAUGGCACAGGAAGUAGUAAGAAGCAAAAGAAGCCCCGCUCAGUCGAUUCGAACGCGACGGAACAGACUCAAGGCCGGAUGUCCUCCCUAGGCGAGAGUGUAACCUCAAACGAGACAGACCCGAGGCCGAGUAUGCACAAAUCUAACAGCUCGCCUUCACCGUAUACAAAUAUGGACACUUCUCAGCAUCUGUCUUCGUCAGCUCCCUCGUCCGAUGGGAAACGACUCAGCUGGGGCAUGUCCUGGUUGUCAAAGAAGUCUCAGUCUGGAGGAAACCCUUACAUGUCCAACAUCUCAACCCAAGUCCCAGCAACACAACAAGAUCCCUACCACCUCGAAUCAGCCUCUCCCCGCACGACUUUCGUCAGCAACGGAUUCGACGCACAGCAAAUGCCAACGAGCGGACCCCAGUUCCAGGACUGGCACUUCCCAGACCCCUCCGCCCUGCGGCCACAGACCUAUUAUGGCGAAACGGGAGAUCUAGUCGCCUUCCCCAACAGUCUCGCCACCGGCGACCCAUCAAACAUCCCGUACGACUACUCAGGAGAGAUUACACCCACGCAAUCCUUCAUACUCGACCCAACAGCUCAGGCAGAGACGCAAGCAGCCACAAUGUAUGGCGCGCCCACUUCCCAACCAAAUGUGGCGUUCAACGAGGUGGCGUUCAAUCAGCUGAAUUACUCACAACCCAUGCCGGCGUCGAAUUUAGAGAAUUGCCAACCUGAUGCGACCUUCACCAACAAUGCUUUCGAGCAACCAGGAUUCUCCAUGGACCAAGCAUUGUCGUGGGAGGCAAGGUAUAGAGCAUUGGAACAACAAAUGGAGCAGCAAAGACAGCAGAACGAACUCUUGAUGAAGCAAUUGGCACAUCAAAGUGCAUGGCUUGAUUCUACAAUGUACCAUUGGGAUGCUCCAGCCGGACCUGCGACAUGA